Lonchura striata (white-rumped munia) is the source of this 267-nucleotide messenger RNA. Lineage: Eukaryota; Metazoa; Chordata; Aves; Passeriformes; Estrildidae. The record is from RefSeq and is a predicted model, not a curated record.
ACACCCGUGCCCACCUGCGCCCGCAGGCACUGGCUGGCCGCCGCCUACCCGCCCUUCGCCGUGCCCUACUUCGUGUACGACGUCUACGCCAUGUACCUGUGCCACCUGCAGCGCGCCCAGGUGAAGGGGCACGGCCAGGGGGGCACGGGCGGUGCCCGCGCCGCCGCCGCCGCCUUCCUGCGCCGCGAGCUGCUGAUGGUGCUGCACCACGCCGCCAUGGUGCUGGUCUGCUUCCCCGUGGCCACCGUGAGUACCCGGGGUUGGUGA